UUAUCAAUCUUUUGGUAAAGUUGAUUUUUGUGGGAAUUGAGGUAAGGUGCUUUUUGUAAGUUAUAGAACAAAUGAAAUUCCAUCAAAUAACCGCCAAUCCCGGUUUGAAAAUACCGUCUGAGCGUCUGCAACCAAUCAGGCAAAUACUUUGCAUUUCCUGUUUAACCCGUGACGCGAUUGGUUAUUUAGUUGCAACUAAUCAUCUAUUAGAUGUUAGCCAAUCACUGUUCAGAAUGUCGAAAAGAAAGCUUACUGCACAAUGGACUUUAACAGGAUGUGACCUCCAUGUUUGACAGUUGAUCUUUCGUCUUGCUUUGCCGCUUUUUCUGGUGUUCUGUUCUUUCACACCGACUGCCGGCCAUUAUUUGUAAGCGGCGAAAGAUUCGGCGUUGCUUUGUAAAAUUGUUGUGAAUCUACCGGCAUCAAAAGCCUAAAAAGCGUGUAGCUUUUACGUAGUUAUUUAACUGUAGCUACUUUACAAAUUUCAUCAAAAUGGGCGAUGAAAAGAAGGCCAGCGAUAGCGAACACAUUAAUCUCAAAGUACUUGGUCAGGAUAAUGCAGUGGUACAAUUUAAAAUCAAAAAACACACCCCAUUAAAAAAAUUGAUGACCGCCUAUUGUGAACGUGCUGGUAUAAGCACACAAGUAGUCAGAUUUAGAUUUGAUGGCAACCCCAUAAACGACACAGAUACUCCUAAUUCUUUAGAGAUGGAUGAAGGAGACACAAUUGAAGUAUAUCAACAACAGACAGGUGGUUUCUUCUAUCGGUUUCUAUUCAUUUAAAUAAUCACACUGUAUUGUUCUUGUAUUUUCUUAUUUGCUAAAUUAAACUAGUUUUAAAUAAGUAAGUUAAUUUUAAUAUAGUUUUUAUUUCAUGUCAACUGAAGUUACAAUAGUUCUGUAAGAAUUCGACUAUUUGUGUUUUUGGACUCUUAUUUUGUAAUUAAAACACUUAGAAUACAAACAUUUUUCUUAUA
Messenger RNA from Diabrotica virgifera virgifera (western corn rootworm), 977 nucleotides. It is a transcript of the gene Sumo, whose product is annotated as small ubiquitin-related modifier 2. The record is from RefSeq and is a predicted model, not a curated record. Bases 493 to 783 code for a protein of 96 amino acids. Lineage: Eukaryota; Metazoa; Arthropoda; Insecta; Coleoptera; Chrysomelidae. Gene Ontology annotation, molecular function: protein tag activity; ubiquitin-like protein ligase binding. Gene Ontology annotation, cellular component: nucleus. The transcript is spliced from 3 exons. Gene Ontology annotation, biological process: protein sumoylation.